UUCAUUCCUUCUAUCCCCAUCUCUGCAACAAUCCUCUUUUUCUCUCUCUAUCUCUCUCUCUGUUUGUUUUCUUUCGUUCCCCCACCGUUUGUGGCGGAAUAGCCGGUGGAUCUUAAUCAAAACCCGAUUGUGAGAGUUCUUGGUGGCCGGAUUCAACCAGUGUCUCAGAUGGAAGAAGAACAGGUUUCGGAUCAUCGGUGUUGGGAUGAGCUAUUGCCGGAUACGCUUGGCAUAAUCUUUUGUAAACUAUCUCUUCAAGAAUUGCUCACGGUUGUUCCAAGAGUGUGCAAAUCUUGGGAGAAAGUGGUGAAUGGUCCUUAUUGCUGGAGGGAAAUUGACAUUGAAGAAUGGUGCAACGGAUCCACGCCGGAGAAUAUCGAUCGGAUGGUUCGUAUGCUCCUCACAAGGAGCUGUGGUUCCUUACGCAAGCUCUAUGUUUCUGAACUUCAUGGAGAUCCAAUAUUCUCCUUCAUUGCUGACAAUGCGAGUUCUCUUCAGAUGCUGCGAUUGUCGAGGAGUGACAUAACCGAUGAUGUGAUUGAAAGAGAGGCGGAGAAGUUCUCCAAUAUCACAUCCUUAGACCUAAGCUACUGCUGCAAACUGGGUGCUCGAGCACUCGAAGCAAUGGGAAAGAAAUGUCGGUUACUCUCAUCCCUAACAAGAAACAUGCACCCUUACUACACAGAAAGCAAGGAAAUAUUAUCGCAGGAUGAGGAGGCUUGGGCCAUUGCCAGCACUAUGCAAAAGCUGAAGCAGCUUGAAAUUGCAUAUCUCUUGGUUGAAACAGAAGGUGUGAUGGAGAUCAUCCACAAGUGUCGAGAUCUCGAGUUAUUGGAUGUGAGGGGAUGUUGGGAUGUGAGGAUCGAGCAUAAGGAAAUUGAGGAUAAGUUUCCGAAUUUGAAGAUUCUGGGUCCUCAUGUUCAUUACUGGAACAAGACUCAUUGGGAAUAUAUGAUGUCUGAUUGCUCUAACUCACUUUACGAUUCGGAUGACAUGUUGUUCGACUAUGAAGAUGAUGACGAUGAUGAGCAGCUUGAGCUUCGGUUCUACGAUGGGUCGGAUGGGGAUUUUGGUUACGGUUGGCCUUUGGAUCAUGAUCGUGGCUGGCCUGCUUCUCCUUAAGGUUGGUUGGCUGGCUGGGGGUGGCCUUUGGACCAUGUUUCUGUUUGUUUGUGUUGUGUUUUGUUUUGUUUUAGUUGAAUGUUCUUCUUGAACAUGUGGUUCUUAUUUCUAGUAUCUACUAUGAACCUCCUUUCCAAAAAAGAAAAAAAAUGCAUCUACUAUGAACCUUUAUCUAUCUAAUCUUAUUUAUCUAUUCCAUGUU
Messenger RNA from Impatiens glandulifera, 1324 nucleotides. RefSeq names its product F-box protein FBW2. The coding region runs from base 169 to 1122 and encodes 317 amino acids. Gene Ontology annotation, molecular function: protein binding. The record is from RefSeq and is a predicted model, not a curated record. NCBI's taxonomy places the organism in Eukaryota, Viridiplantae, Streptophyta, Magnoliopsida, Ericales, Balsaminaceae. The transcript has 3 exons.